Molecule: messenger RNA, 1947 nt
Organism: Cuscuta europaea
Lineage: Eukaryota; Viridiplantae; Streptophyta; Magnoliopsida; Solanales; Convolvulaceae
Source: the annotation of a GenBank genome assembly
GAAUCGGUGAAGACAUUGUUUAGAACCCAUAAACAUCUCUGAAAUAAAAAAUUCGAGAUCCCUUUAGAACCCCCGUACCAUACCCGUUCGGUUCCGCAUCUAUGUGCAUUUUUGCCCACCCCUUAUUCUUAUUCGUGGUUGUCUUCCUCGUCUUAAUUAAUACCUUCUUCGAGUUGAAUUUGAACCCCCUAAAACGCUGGUCGGUUUUCUCUUUUCUGCUAUCAGAUCAGAUUUUGAAUCCGCCCGCGAGGCGACAACAAAUAUUUAUGGAUCUGGCAUCAGGGAAGAUGAUUGGCAUUGGCAGUGCUAGAGAGGAGGAUGGUCUCUAUACUUUUGAUGAAGGAACACAAUUGAAUAAACAAGCGCUUAAAAUGAAUGGGAAUGGUUUGUUGGACGUUACUCUACGCAAAGUUCUUUGCACAAUCAAUCCCUCAAAAGAGGACUGGUCUAAGAGAUUUCAAGGCAUCAACGAACUUCAAACUAUUGUUCAAACCAUUCAAAGUCUUAGGGGUGCAACAGUGGAAGCAUAUGGAUCCUUUGUGUCGGAUCACUUCACAAAAUGGGGAGAUCUUGACUUAUGUAUUGAGUUGGGGGGCAAUGCUUCUGCUACUACUAAGAUGGAGAAGCAAAAAUUACUUAGAGAUGUACUAAAAGCAUUGAGAAGUAGAGGUGGCUACCAUAGUUUUAAAUUAAUAAGAAACGCAAGAGUCCCCAUUCUGAUGUUUCAUGGAAAGCACAACAUCUGCUUCGAUUUAUCAAUAAGUAAUUGGGUUGGUCAAAUGAAGUCAAAAUUGAUGUACUGGAUCAACUUGAUCGAUGGUCGGUUUCGUGACAUGGUUUUAUUGGUCAAAGAAUGGGCAAAGGCGCAUAAUAUCAAUGACUCAAAAUGUGGAACUCUGAACUCAUAUUCUCUCAGCUUGCUCGUCAUCUUCCAUUUUCAGACAUGCGUGCCUCCGAUUUUACCUCCACUGAAGGAGAUUUACCCCGGAAAUAUUUCGGAUGAUCUUAAAGGUGUGAGGUUCAUUGCAGAGAAGAAUAUAGAGGAAAUAUGUGCAUUCAAUAUUAACCGGUUCAUGCAUAAUUGGUCCAGAGUUCAUAACCAGAGUUCUCUAUCUGGUCUUUUCAUCUCAUUCCUUGCCAAGUUCUGCGACUUAAGCUCAAGGGCCACUAAGCAAGGGAUUAAUCCAUACACUGGGCGGUGGGAGGACAUUAAAGUCAACAUGAGAUGGUUACCUAAUAACUAUCCGCUAAUUAUUGAAGACCCUUUUGAACAGCCAGUGAAUGCAGCAAGGAGUGUAAACAGCAAACAACUCAGAAGGAUAACAGAGACUUUCCAGGAAACCUACAAUCUGCUUUUGUCUCCCAAUCAAGAUCCAAGCUUGCUCGUUUCUUCUUUUGUGGGCCCGCAAGUGUCAAGUUUUCUUGGUGCAUCCCAUACCGGAAGCCAUAGCAACUAUAGUAUAAGCUUGCAGCCUCAGUUCGAAUAUCGGUGGCAGAAUGGGCAGCUAGGCAAUCUAAUGUGUGCAUAUGGGCAGGUUUAUGGUGCUACCCAGGGCCGUGUUCAGCCAGUUAUUCAGCCAUCCUUAGUAGGCCGAUUUGAAGGACAAGCAACCAGUGUAAAUCCAAGACCUGCCAAGGCUCCAUGUGUUCAGAACCCACAAUUUAAUAGACAAAAUGCAGAUCGGAUCUCUGGCUUUUAGUGUGGUGUGCGUCUGUGGCUUUGGGUUUGUACAUAGAUAUUGUGUUUGCACUGGAACUUGGAAGUGUUCUUUAUAUCUGUUUGCUUGGAGAGAUCUGGAAGCUUUCAGAGAAAUGUGUUAGUCUGUAACUUUCAAUUUUAUAAAAAUGAAAAAUCUAAAAUAUACAGAAUAAAUAAAAGAAAUUGUACUAAAACAAAGAGGAAGUUUUGAAAUAUGAGUUUCAUAAUUCAUUCUCUAAAUAUGAUUU